CCCAAUCUUAAAUAAUCUUUUACAAUUUAGUCCAAAUAGAAUAUCAUUUCAAACCUACUUUCUCAUCGUUCUCCCUCUCUCUCUCUCUCUCUCGCUCUCGCUCGCUCGCUCUCUGUUUCUUCGUUUCUCUCGGCAGUCGGCACCACCCAACUCCGGCCUACCUCUCACGAAUCUCCACCAGUAAAAGGAAGUUUCACUUUCAACGAUGAAUAAGGGUAAGAUUUUUAAGCUAGCAAAGGGGUUCCGUGGAAGGGCCAAGAAUUGCAUAAGAAUAGCAAGAGAAAGGGUGGAAAAGGCGUUGCAGUAUUCCUACAGAGAUCGUCGAAACAAGAAGCGAGACAUGCGUUCCCUUUGGAUCCAACGGAUAAACGCUGGCACUCGCCAACAUGGGGUUAAUUAUGGAAACUUCAUGCAUGGUCUUAUGAAAGAAAACAUUCAGCUGAACAGGAAAGUUCUGUCCGAGUUGUCUAUGCACGAACCAUACAGCUUUAAGUCACUGGUCGACAUCUCUCGCACCGCCUUCCCGGGAAACAAGCACAUUGUUUUUCCUCCCAAGAAAGAAGGCAUUUCAAUAAAUGUAUAAUCGACCGAUAGAGCUCUAUUCAUAUGGAAGAAACAGACAAUUACCACAACAAUUCUUCAUGGGCAGAUUGUUUAGAGACAAAUUAGAUAGGAAUGGACAUAUUUUCACAGUUUUUGUGGUGUCCUAAUGAUCUAGUUAGCUGGGAUUUUGAAUGUACUUUUCAACUGUUGCUAUUACUGAGAGUUUCUUCAGAACAUUUGAGUUUAUGAUAAUGCAAAUCCACCUAUUUAUAGUGUGAGAAAUGUUGACCAUUAUUUGUUAUGAUUGAUCAUAUUGGCUUUAAUAA
Messenger RNA from Cannabis sativa, 869 nucleotides. RefSeq lists its product as uncharacterized. Bases 206 to 583 code for a protein of 125 amino acids. Gene Ontology annotation, molecular function: rRNA binding; structural constituent of ribosome. NCBI's taxonomy places the organism in Eukaryota, Viridiplantae, Streptophyta, Magnoliopsida, Rosales, Cannabaceae. Gene Ontology annotation, cellular component: ribosome. The transcript has 3 exons. The record is from RefSeq and is a predicted model, not a curated record. Gene Ontology annotation, biological process: translation; ribosomal large subunit assembly.